Molecule: messenger RNA, 1318 nt
Organism: Lingula anatina
Lineage: Eukaryota; Metazoa; Brachiopoda; Lingulata; Lingulida; Lingulidae
Product: pancreatic triacylglycerol lipase-like
Biological process (GO): lipid catabolic process
Molecular function (GO): lipase activity; protein binding
Source: RefSeq, a predicted model, not a curated record
AAAUAUUUUACAAUGACGGAGGAGAAAGUUUGCUUCAUUCGUUCUUCGAUAAGGACCUACCAGUGAAGAUUGUAACGCAUGGGUUUACCGAUAGUAUAGAUGCACUUUGGCUAAAAUCAAUGUCGGAUGCUUUCUUAAAACACGGCCCGAUGAACGUUGUACUCACAGGAUGGAAGAAUGGGGCAAAGGCACCAUAUUAUCCCAAAGCUGUUGCCAACACGCGCCUAGUCGGAAGACAAAUAGGUCUACUGGUAAACUUAAUGGUCAACGUGAUGGGGACCAAGUACGAUCAAGUUCAUUUAGCGGGCCAUAGUCUUGGUGCUCACAUUUCUGGGUACGCAGGGGCAUAUCUGGACGGGAAGAUUGCACGAAUAACUGGCUUAGAUCCGGCCGGACCAUUUUAUGAGAAAUAUCCAACAAUAGUUCGUCUCGAUAAAUCUGAUGCCAAAUUCGUAGAUGCAAUUCACACUAACGGAGCUCCUCUAACACAUGAAGGAGCGGGGCUGCAAAAAAUAUCUGGCCACGUGGAUUUCUACCCUAAUGGCGGUGCCUUUCAACCCGGGUGUGGAGACCCUGUAAAAGGUUCUCUUGGGCAACUAUUCCAGGGACACUUAACAGGGGCAGAGGGCGUGAUAGCAUGCAGUCACAGAAGGUCCUAUUAUUUCUUCACGGAAUCCAUCAAUUCCGUUUGCCCGUUUACUUCUUACCAAUGCACUGACUGGGAUACAUUCAGACGAGGGGAGUGCAUGGACUGCAGCAGAGGUCAGUGUUCACAGUUGGGCUACCACGCGGACCAGUUCAAUGGCACCGGAAAAAUGUAUCUUCAAACGCUUGGUGCUUCUCCCUACUGCGGCUAUCAGUACAGAGUUACGCUUACCGUCGCAGAUGACAGUCAAGGAUUAGUGAAAAUACGAGUAGUGGGGGAAAACGGUGUCUCGGACGUUUUAGAGCUUUCUGAAAAGCCGGACAAGUUGCAUAUUCAGCAACCUCUUCAGAAGAUCUUUAUUACCAAGAAAGACCUGGGGGAUAUAAAAGAUGUUCAAGUGUUCUACGACAGACAAGAGCGUCUGCUCUGGGGGUUCGUUGCUGGUGGUGAUGCUAGCUUAAAACUGGAUACUGUGACGAUAUCUACAGGGGAAAAGAAAAAUGCCUGGACGUUCAGUGCUGACCAGGUCGAAGUAACUGAUGAUGCCUGGGUUUCCCUUGUAACUAAAACGACAAUAAAAGGCGCUGAUGCAGACCUGGGACCACAAUUCAUCGGUUGACUUUAAAGGAAAUGAAGUUUAUUGGCUUGAAAUUCUGUCCAUCACAGUGAUUA